AUGAGAGAGAGGAAUGCUGCAAGAAUGAAGAUGGAAGAAGGACUCACAGGAAACAUAGGACUUCCCCUGAAUCUGAUUGAAAAACAUGAGCCCUGGCCGGCCUAUGUCACGUAUACCUCCCCGACAGUGCAAAGGCUCAUUGAGAGAAGCAAAAUGAGAGAAAUGGAAUGUGUGCGAGCUCUUGAGGAAAGCCGUCGGAAGCAGAACAGGCAGCACAAGCUUUCCAGCAUCAUUCAGCUGAAAAGGAGGAAGUCGCCCAAGUCGUCUGGUGAUGCUCUGUACAGGGACACACUGUCACAAGCCACGUUAUCAAUGUGGAGCUCUUAUUCUAUAGCAGCCGUAAGUCCUACCAUGAUGCCAGAGCCCACCCACAUACAAACAGAAGCCAGAGAUGGUCCCACUGCAAACUAUAACAAGAUCAUCUUCUCCCAAAAGCCCAAGAAGAGGACGCUUCAGUAUAACUCACCAGCAGCCAGCAAGGAGAAGCAUGAAGUGUUUAGCAAGGGGUCCCUGCAGCCGUCCCCCAGGAAUGUGCCAGCACAUUAG
Molecule: messenger RNA, 546 nt
Organism: Otolemur garnettii (small-eared galago)
Lineage: Eukaryota; Metazoa; Chordata; Mammalia; Primates; Galagidae
Gene: CDRT4
Product: CMT1A duplicated region transcript 4
Exons: 2
Coding region: 1-546 (181 amino acids)
Source: RefSeq, a predicted model, not a curated record